CCCAUCUCCUGGCAAGAAAUCAAAGACAUUGCGCCUAUCGCUCGCCAAGGAGCGGCAGAACAACUGUUGCAUAUCUGGACGAGGCAAAGAUAUCGUAUUGACCCCGAGGCUCUCUGGGGAGAUGAGAUCGAGUACACUUUGAUCAAUGUUGAUGCAAAAGCAUCCAAGGCCACGCUGCUUUUGAGCCAGGAGAAUGUGCUGCGCCAAUAUGAGAAGCGUUGCGCCAAAGAGAAUAGACUGGCGACUUCUAGCAAAUCGUGGAAUGCAGUCUCUUUUCAGCCAGAAUGGGGUCGGUAUAUGAUUGAGGCAACUCCAGCGAAGCCAUACGGAGAAGAGAUUACCGCACUACUGAAGGUGGAAAACAAUAUGCGGCUACGGCAAUGUAGGCGAGAUCUGAUUCGACAGUGUCUACUACCGAAUCAGCAUCCUCUGACUCUCAGUGUCUUGCCUGGUCUGGGCACCCAGGGCCUGUUCACAACCCUAGAGCCGGACACAAGAUUUUCAGGAAAUGCUUCAGAUGGCCGAGUCUACCAUCCAAGUACGCGCUAUAUCAUGGCGACAGAGAAUUUGACUACCCGGCGGCAAGGACGGUUUGAAUGCCACGUUCCGGUAUUCCGAGACGAAUUGACCGAGCGACCGUUUUACGACAAGAACGUGUCGUACGAGUAUUUAUCGCAGCAGUUGCCUCCAGCAGACCCGAAAGAGGGGCACAUACAUCUUGAUUGCCCCGAGCUUGGGAUGGGAUGCUGUUGCAUCCAAGUCACCAUGCAAGCGCCAAAUGAGCCUGAAGCUCGAUGGCUGCACGAUCAGCUCAUGGUUUUGGGGCCGCUUAUGUUGGCAUUGACCGCUGCAACACCUGUCUACAAAGGCUAUUUGGUAGACACAGAUACGCGCUGGGGAUAUAUCUCUGCUUGCUUGGAUGACCGCACAACAGAGGAGCUGGCCACAACCCCACCUCGUUAUUCCUGGAAUCGUACAUAUAUCUCAUCAGAGAAGCCACUAGAUGUGGAAGGCAAGACAUCCUCGCAACCAAUUGACGAAAGUCUCAAGCAGGGCCUGCUAGAUGGCGGGAUGGAUGAGCCUCUGGCUCACCACUUCGCAACCGUUCUUUCUCGUGAUCCUAUCAUUGUGAGUCGGGAAGACAUCGAACAAUUCGACCCCAACGAUUCGGGUCUCUUUGAUAUGCUCUACAAUAGUGUAUGGCAACAUGUCCGGCUCAAGCCCCCAUUGUGCGACUCCGGACCCGGCUGGCGAGUUGAAUUCCGGCCCAUGGAGGUUCAACUGACCGACCAUGACAAUGCUGCAUUUUCCAUAUUCAUAUACCUUCUCUCGCGCGCCAUCACCGCGUUUCACCUGAACUUCUACAUCCCCAUCGACAAAUUGGGUGACUCCAUGGAGCGAGCCCAGAAGCGCAAUGCAGCGCUUGACGAGCGGAUCUGGUUCCGUCGUACGGGUUGGUCUGCAUACGCUCUGUUAUCCAUGGAUGAGAUCGUCAACGGUGAGAACUCGGAGGUUCCGUCUGGAUUUCCUGGCUUGAUCAACAUUGUAUGGGCAUACCUGCAAUACAUGGAUACCCCAUUGCGCGAGAGAAAGCGACUGAAGCAGUAUCUGGAUGUGAUAAGUAAACGAGCCAGUGGACAGCUCCCUACCCCUGCGCAGUGGAUGAGGUCGGUUGUCAUGACACAUCCAGAGUACCGGAGAGAUAGUCGGGUUGGGGAGAAGAUUCGGUUUGAUUUAUUGCAAGAGAUCAUAAGCAGGGGCGAGUGA
Molecule: messenger RNA, 1767 nt
Organism: Aspergillus japonicus CBS 114.51
Lineage: Eukaryota; Fungi; Ascomycota; Eurotiomycetes; Eurotiales; Aspergillaceae
Product: glutamate--cysteine ligase
Exons: 7
Biological process (GO): glutathione biosynthetic process
Molecular function (GO): glutamate-cysteine ligase activity
Source: RefSeq, a predicted model, not a curated record